UCUCUCUCACACACACACACACUCACACACUCUUCCUGACUGUCUCUCUAUCACUCUCUCUCUCUUUCUCUCUGGGAAAAACCCGAGCAGGAGGAAAGCAGCAGAAGGGGGGAGGAGGAGGAGGACUCCUUCUUCUUCUUCUUCUUCUUCUUCCGACACAGCGGCGGCGGGCAGGAUAUUACUGGGGGGUGGGGGGUGGGAGGGAAGAAGACAAAACGGACAAAAAAGACCAAAACAAUUCUAAAAGAAAAAAGAAAAAAAAGAUCCACGCACCAAAACGCCCCGGUGCGGAAGACGAAGAGAGAGAGAGAGAGAGAGAGAGAGAGAGAGAGAGAACCACACGGAUGUGCCUCCGAAAGCGCAGCGGAUACCGCCCUCCGGACCUCAUUAAUGCCAAGAUUGAUUUCACACAUUUACUUAGGUCCGAGGCAGAAGGGGGGAUGACAUGCAUGUGUCCGGCCUGCUAACAUCGCUGACGACUCGCACACUAACCAACUGCCCGCCCUCACGACAUGACGGAUGUACUGUACACUGGUCCGAUCCCGGCCGAGCGAGGGGGCGAGCUGGCCAUGGGGGGAGGUCGCAGCGAGACCUCGGCACUGAGCGGGACGGGAGGGGGGCGGGACGCGACCACUACCCAGAAUUCCCAGCGGCCCAACGCCUGCUGCUUCUGCUGGUGCUGCUGUUGCAGCUGCUCAUGUCUCACUGUCAGGAAUGAAGAGGAGAGGCGGAGGCGGCGGAGGAGGAAGAGAAUAUCACAGGACACCAAGAUGGAAACCAUACCAAACUGUGAAGCCUGCACCAAACCCUCAAUGGAAGAGAUCCGGCUCUGGUCUCAGUCCUUCGACAAGCUGAUGAGGAACCCGGCGGGCCGGAACGUCUUCCGCGAGUUCCUGCGGACGGAGUACAGCGAGGAGAACAUGCUUUUCUGGCUGGCCUGCGAAGACCUCAAGCAGGAAAUCAACAAGGGCGCCAUCGAGGAGAAAGCCCGCUCCAUCUACGAAGACUAUAUUUCCAUAUUGUCACCAAAAGAGGUGAGCCUGGACGCGCGGGUGCGAGAGGUGAUCAACAGGAAGAUGCAGGACCCGACGCCGCACGCGUUCGAAGACGCCCAGCUGCAGAUCUACACGCUGAUGCACCGGGACUCCUACCCUCGCUUCCUCUCCUCCAGCAUCUACAGGUCGCUCGUUCACGGCGGCUCGCGUACCUCCUCUGAAUCCUAGUCCCUAACACCGCCGCCUCCUCCUCCUCCAUCCUCCUCCAUCCUCGUCCUCCUCCUCCUCCUCCAUCCUCGUCCUCCUCCUCCUCCGACCCGACACUUACAGGACUGGUGCCAGAUCAUUUCAUCCCUCCCCUCGAACACUCUUCCUCCUGGUCCAAAACUUUCCAAAAAGAAUGAUCCGAGCCAUCCCCAGGUCACUUCUCCCUUUUUCUCCGAAUGCCAACUCUCUUCAAUUACUAUAACUUUGAGUACUGUUGCCAAGACCAUUCCUCUCUCCUGUUGACUGCUCUCUUCUGUAUAAAUCUUCCUUUCAGCUCUUGUUUCACUCACCCCCCCCCCUCCUCUCCAGUCAAGCCUUCAAAAACAAGAAAACACAUUUUUAUUAUUUUAUUAAAAUAGAUGUUCAACCGAGAAUGCAAUUAUUGUGGGAAAAAGUGAAGAAAAAGUGGUUACAUUGAAUUAGAAAAACAAUGUUGGGACGCGGGGUCAUUUUUUUUUGUAAUUUGGACAAAUCAUUCCAAAAAUAUAUAUUUUUCUAUUUUAUACCAUAAAUACUUCAAAAUCUCUGCAAUUUGAUUUUUGGCAACAUUUGUUAAACAGUAGCGAAGCCGUUAAAGUAGAUACAGUACAAUUUAUAUUCAUGAAACGUGAACGAACGUUGGCUCAGGACUUGUAAUGUCUUAUACAUCUCAUUAUUGUUAUUAGAUACUAACAUGAACUUAUGACUAGAGCCGACCAAAAGCGCAGUUUUAAAAAGGCAGAUAUUACUACUUGAGAGUUUGAAGAGAGUCAGUGAUAAUAAGUGGACGGAUAUUGGCUGUGAAUGUCAAUGAAAAUGCAUAACAGGCCACUUUUGAUCAGUUUGACAAAAAAAACAAGAAAAUGUGAGUGAAGGUCCACUUUGGUAAACAGAAAGCUUUGGCAAAAAGUCCUUAAAUGAAUGACAGUAGAAUUUUUACUGUCACCUGGUCGCAGUACUUUUAAUAAUGGUUAAUAAUGAGCGAUCACGCUGUCGAUCAGGGUUCCUUCAAUUUGAUCAUUGAUGAGUUGAAACUAGGAUAUUGAUUGAACGGGAAGUUUUAAAGUUGAGGAUAAAAACUCGUUGUUUCCUUAUUGGCCGUGUAAAUUUUCAAAUUUGAUGGUUUCAGUUUUAUUUUCAUCUUUAAAACGUACAAAAAAACCGCCUGAAAGCUCUUUACCUCCUUCUCUCUGUCCCUGUCACCUUCUGUCACCACCACCUCCCGCUCUUUCCCUCCAUCUUCCCGUCCAGUGUUUGUUUCCGUCACCGAGCGUCUCUUCUCCUCCCUCGUCGUCCCCCCCGCCUCGACAUCGACUCCUGGGUGGAGGAGGAAGUGAUCGGGGAUGUUCAAAGUAUCUCUUCUGCCCAUCAUCUGCCGUUCCUGUGGGGAUGCGGUACGUUUUACCUUGGGGAGAAUUUAACCCACUUCAGGGGGAGAAACAUUCUGUGCCAUGGAUUUUUUAGCGGAUUUUCUUCACCAAUUCCCCCCCCGGUGACCGUCCCCACCGCCUCUGAGAGCCAAUGGAAGUCGGACGCCCGCUGACGUCUGUCCACCUCGUCGCCUUGUUUUUCAUCCUUCACUUGCCUCCGCUGUAUUUCGGGACUUGACGGGAGGCAAAAAUUAAAAAGAAAAGAUGGAUGCUGUCUCAUUCCCUUUGUUUCCCCCGUUCAACUGGAAAACACCAGGUGCUCCCACGACAACAAACUCUGUCCUCUAUUUGUCGUUUAUCUCCCCCCCCCCCCCCCCCCCCCCCCCCGCCCCUCCUUUGCUGGAUUAAUCAUUACACUCCUGUGGUAAACAAACAGACGAAUGGAUGGUCACUUCCUUCCGACUACUGAUUUACAAACGGACAAGAAAUCUAUUUUUUAAGAGAAACACUCUAUAUGGAACAUUUGAAUUAUGUUGAGUUUUUUUUUCUUUUUCUCCCAUUCUCCCCCAUUUCCUGGAUUUUUUUUUUUGCAAGAAGAGGAGGAUUCCUCUGAGGCUGUACUGAUCCCCACCCUGAGCAACACCACCGGCACUGCAAUAAAACACUGGAGUUAAAACACACACACACACAGACACACACAGACACACACAGUACAUGCACAUGCACACAUCUACAACAUUUGUGUUACUAUACUUCCUGGGAACUUUCAAUAACCUAUUAAUACAAUUCCUUAGUCCCUAGAGAGAUACGGCUACAUGAUGAGCAAAGCAAGGACACUUCAGAUUCAUUGUAAUAUUUCAGAAUUUUAGAUGAUAUUCUCUGACCCGUGCAGUUACAAUAAGAAGAAGGAUCAUGCAGCCUGCUGAGGUCUUUAGCCUCCAUGCAGUAUCUGACCUUGUAAGUUGUUUAUCCAUAUUUUGGGCAAAACAUCCUUUAAAUGUAAACUUCAUGGUACAGUUUUCCAGUAUUCUCGACAUUUUAGUUUUGAUUUUAUGAAAUUUUUAAAAUUGUAGAGAUGGAACAGUCAUUGAUUAGGUGAUCGACAGCUUCUGAAAUGUGAACAUGUACAGCUGGUUGGGUUUUUAUAUUAUUUUCAACUGAAAACUGCAUGUUUGGGAUUUAUAAACAUGAAUAUGUCACUAAGGGCUCAUCUGUAUAAUUAUAUGUUCAUCUGAACAUAUAAUUAGCUUUUUUUUUCACGAUUGGUUUUAGACAUCAAGAAAAAUAACUCGGAUUAAUCAAUGAUGACAACAUAUUUUUGUUAAAACUACAAAUCCCAGUCGAAAUUCUUUUGACCUGAAGCUGCAUCAAGCAGUCAUAUGGGUGGAUGUAAUUAUCAUUAUCCAACAUGAAAACACUGAUCAUUUCAUCUUCUAGUUUGGUAAUGGUAAAAAAAAUGCAUACAUAUGAAAAACAAAUAUUGAUUUUUUUUAUUUUUUUUUUACUUAGAGGCCUAAGUUGUCCUAAUAAGAAUAGUAACACACACACACACACACACACCAGGGUGGCCUACCUGGGCACUGCUGCUGCUGACCUCUGCCUCUGUGACCUCUCACCUUUGACCUCACCACUGUCCGUCGCCCUCUCAGACGCCUGCUCCUGAUUGGCAGCAGGAGGCCGCAGGGCUGAUCUGUGGUUGGUCGAUUCAGGAAUGAGGGGAAAUCCAGGUGCAAAAAAAUAUUAAAGAUAUAUUAAUGACAAACAACUAAUAAAAGUAUAUAUAUAUAUAUAUAUAUAUAGAGAGAGAGAGAAUAAAAUAAGAGCUGUUAUUUGAGAUGGGAUGCCUGCACCCUGUGCUUCAUGGGAAAUGUAGUUUGAGGAAAACAAAUGUUUGUAGUUUGUCUGCGGAGACGACACAUUUCAAAAAGGAGAUGCCUCCGUCUUCACCAGACUGGUCACUCAGAAUGCAUUUAUCUUAGUAUUGUUGAUGUUAUUUAUUUUAUAUUUUGUUAAAACUGUGAUUUUAAUUGUACAUAUAUAAACGGAAACCAUUGAACAUCCA
Molecule: messenger RNA, 4673 nt
Organism: Scophthalmus maximus (turbot)
Lineage: Eukaryota; Metazoa; Chordata; Actinopteri; Pleuronectiformes; Scophthalmidae
Gene: rgs19
Product: regulator of G protein signaling 19
Exons: 7
Coding region: 513-1223 (236 amino acids)
Source: RefSeq, a predicted model, not a curated record